AUAUCCGAUCAUAGGAUUUAUCGGAAUAAAUCUGAUGAGUGAUUCGUUUCUUAAUCAACCAAUGGAAAUGCUCGUGCUCUCCAUUCUUUAUUAGCAUAACGCUGUGAGCGCUGCCUAUUUAAACCUCGCUCCGAGCGCUGUUUGUUCAUUUCACCGCUUGCAUCCGAGUGAAGAAAUGCCCGAGGCGCAGAAAUCCGCUCCCAAGAAGGGCGCCAAGAAAGCUUUGCCCAAACCAUCGGGCAAGUCCGGCAAGAAACGCAGGAGGGUGAGGAAGGAGAGUUACUCCAUCUACAUCUACAAAGUGAUGAAGCAGGUUCACCCCGACACCGGCAUCUCCUCCAAGGCCAUGAGCAUCAUGAACUCGUUCGUCAGCGAUAUCUUCGAGCGCAUCGCGGGCGAGGCUUCCCGGCUGGCUCAUUAUAACAAGCGAUCGACCAUCAGCUCCCGGGAGAUCCAGACCGCCGUGCGCCUGCUGCUCCCCGGGGAGCUGGCCAAGCACGCCGUGUCGGAAGGGACAAAGGCGGUGACCAAGUACACCAGCUCCAAGUGAAGAGUGCGGACAGAACAAAGCGGAAACCCAACGGCUCUUUUAAGAGCCACUCACAGAUUCACUGAAAGAGUUACUCCUCCCGUAAACACGGAAGCAUAACUCCUUCCUUCGCCUCUCUGCUUACAAAUUACAAAUUGUACCUCACACAUUUCCAACAACGAUUGCGAAAAAAAAUGUUACAAGUAAUUGCAAAUAACCACUGACAAAACAGGAAACUCAGUCACUAAAAGUUAUACUUUGCCAUUGAAUGAAGUACCGAAGUUCAAUGAGCUAAUUCAAAUUCUGUUCACGUUAAUCGGCCGACUGCCGAGAUUUUUGUUGCAUCCUUUCUAUCGAGCGCACGGAACCAUCGCCCCCUCUU
Molecule: messenger RNA, 911 nt
Organism: Hypanus sabinus (Atlantic stingray)
Lineage: Eukaryota; Metazoa; Chordata; Chondrichthyes; Myliobatiformes; Dasyatidae
Product: histone H2B 1/2-like
Exons: 1
Coding region: 176-550 (124 amino acids)
Cellular component (GO): nucleosome
Molecular function (GO): DNA binding; protein heterodimerization activity; structural constituent of chromatin
Source: RefSeq, a predicted model, not a curated record